AUCCGAUAACAUCCCAGUGUUUUGGUCAUGAUUUGGUGUUCCUGUACAGAAGCUGACUGUCGGUUAUUGCCAAGCGUAAUGCAACAUUUACAUGUGUGAUAGGCAAACUGGGUCUUUCUACUUUAAUCCAGUUGGCCUAUAUGAGAAUGCAAUAUGUUUUCCUAGUUUCGGAUUCCCCGUCAUGACCUCACCGGGCCGCCGCUUCAGUUGAAUGGGAUCCCUCAUCGUCUGUCUGUCGCUCGUUUUGGCACCGACUGUCUCUGCUGCCGCCUCCGCCGCCUCUCCAAGCCCCGAUUUUAGGAUCUGUGAGCAUUUGGUCUCUCGAAUCAGUUUAUUAAUGCUUUGAUGUGAAACCCGCCUGUCUGAUCGGCAGUAGAGCAGCGACGACGCCAAAUCUCUGGUAGUCUGCGUGUCAGGGCCAUGGGGGGAUCCAAGAGUAAGCCCAAGGAUGUAGGGCAGCGAACCCGCAGCCUUGAUGGCCACCUCAGCUCUGGGGGAGGGGCUCACCUCAACUCCAAUCAACCAUCCUUAACACCCAAUCGUAGCCCUACUCUGGAUGGAGGUCUCAGUGGCAAUCCUUCCAAUAACGCAGAGCUGGCCCUGUUUGGAGGUGUGGACAAUAAUAGUGUCACCUCUACGAACAGAAUCACACAAGCAGUCGGCGUAACGACCUUCGUGGCAUUGUAUGACUAUGAGUCUAGAACAGCCUCAGAUCUGUCAUUCAGGAAGGGUGAACGUCUCCAAAUAGUCAACAACACAGAGGGGGACUGGUGGCUGGCUCGCUCCCUGACCACGGGAGAGAGUGGUUAUAUCCCCAGCAAUUAUGUGGCUCCAUCCGACUCCAUCCAGGCAGAAGAGUGGUACUUUGGCAAAAUCACACGCCGCGAUUCUGAGAGGCUGCUACUAAGUUUAGAGAACAGGAGAGGGACUUUCCUGGUGCGAGAGAGUGAGACCACUAAAGGUGCCUACUGUCUGUCUGUAUUGGACUAUGACAACACGAAAGGGCUGAAUGUGAAGCACUACAAGAUCAGGAAGCUGGACAGCGGCGGUUUCUAUAUCACAUCACGCACACAGUUCAGCAACCUGCAGCAGCUUGUCAAUCACUAUCGCAAGCAUGCUGAUGGACUGUGUAACAGUCUAACAGACAUUUGUCCUGUACUGAAGCCUCAGACUCAGGGCUUGGCCAAGGAUGCCUGGGAGAUCCCGAGAGAGUCCCUCCGUCUUGACCUCAAGCUUGGGCAGGGCUGCUUUGGAGAGGUCUGGAUGGGAACAUGGAACGGUACAACACGGGUGGCAAUAAAGACUCUGAAGCCUGGCACUAUGUCCCCUGAAGCAUUCCUCCAAGAAGCUCAGGUCAUGAAGAAACUGAGACAUGAAAAGCUAGUUCAACUCUAUGCUGUGGUAUCCGAGGAACCGAUCUACAUUGUCACAGAGUACAUGGGACAAGGUAGCUUACUGGAUUUCCUGAAAGGUGACAUGGGCAAGAUUCUUCGACUCCCCCAACUGGUAGACAUGGCCUCACAGGUUUAUAAAAGUAUCCUUAAGAUAAAUAAACUAGUUUACACCCCCCUGGGAUCAGCUGGAAAAGGUAGCUAA
This is a messenger RNA of Micropterus dolomieu (smallmouth bass), 1596 nucleotides long. It is a transcript of the gene src, whose product is annotated as v-src avian sarcoma (Schmidt-Ruppin A-2) viral oncogene homolog. Gene Ontology annotation, molecular function: growth factor receptor binding; ATP binding; non-membrane spanning protein tyrosine kinase activity. The transcript is spliced from 10 exons. The record is from RefSeq and is a predicted model, not a curated record. NCBI's taxonomy places the organism in Eukaryota, Metazoa, Chordata, Actinopteri, Centrarchiformes, Centrarchidae. Bases 421 to 1596 code for a protein of 391 amino acids. Gene Ontology annotation, cellular component: extrinsic component of cytoplasmic side of plasma membrane. Gene Ontology annotation, biological process: negative regulation of extrinsic apoptotic signaling pathway; innate immune response; cell differentiation.